Styela clava is the source of this 953-nucleotide messenger RNA. RefSeq names its product elongation factor 1-delta-like. Gene Ontology annotation, molecular function: guanyl-nucleotide exchange factor activity; translation elongation factor activity. Gene Ontology annotation, biological process: translational elongation. Gene Ontology annotation, cellular component: cytosol; eukaryotic translation elongation factor 1 complex. The record is from RefSeq and is a predicted model, not a curated record. NCBI's taxonomy places the organism in Eukaryota, Metazoa, Chordata, Ascidiacea, Stolidobranchia, Styelidae.
CACCUUCUGAUUUUCGUCAGUUUCCACGAUUUUGGUUUCUGUUCCAUCUUCAACUUUUCUUAAUUUCGUGGAUCAGAUUUGAUUUUAUUGUCUAUAAAAUGCCUUCAACCGUCCCCAUUUCACAUUUGCUGUCGGAUGUUUGGUUUGACCGACCAAAGGUUGAAGAAGAAGAAUACAAAUAUGAAGUGUACAUGGCGAAACAACGGGUAAAACCAGCAGCAAAAGCUGACAAACGGGGUGCUUGUGGUUCAGGUGUCGCAGAACAAAUUGCUCAAGCCAGACAAAAAAUACAUCAAACACUACAGGGAUCUGAUACUGGAGUUAGUGGCAAUGACUCUGGGAAAGUCGAUGCAAUACGAAGUGAAAAUGAUGAUUUGAGGAAGUUGGUGAACACCCUCGUUGAGAGAAUGAAUGCGAUGGAAGCACGACUGAGCAAACUAGAGUCUGGCAGUAAAGAAACUGCCGUGCAGCCUUCUAAAACCGAAAUUGAGCAAAAAUCAGAAUCUGACGAUGAUGUUGACGACAUGGAUUUCUUCGCAUCUGACUCUGAGGAAGACGAUGAAUAUGAAAAAAUAAAACAAAAAAGAUUGGCGGAAUAUGCUGAAAAAAAAUCUAAAAAGCCAGCUGUGAUAGCAAAGUCUAGCAUUCUACUCGAUGUCAAACCUUGGGAUGAUCAAACAGACAUGGGGGAAGUGGAGAGACUUGUGAGGAAUAUCUCAACAGAUGGAUUGAAGUGGGCAGCAUCGAAAUUAGUAGAGGUUGCGUUUGGAAUCAAGAAACUUCAAAUCAAUUGCAUUGUUGAAGAUGAUAAAGUUGGAACAGACUUCCUUGAGGAGGAAAUUACUCGUCAUGAGGACCAUGUUCAAAGUGUGGAUAUUGUUGCGUUCAAUAAGAUUUGAAGAUCAUAUUUAAUUAAAUCCAAUUCUUGCAAAUAAAAUUUAGACUAUUGAAAA